AUGUUGAAGUCAUCUACUAGAACUUUACUAAAGAAAUGCCCCUGUGGAGGGGCUUUUGCCAAAAAUUUCCCAGCUACUACCGGCUUUACCUCUGGUAAACGUCAUUUGUCGAUCCAAGAAUAUAGAUCAGCUGAAUUAUUGAGAAAAUACGAUGUCGGUACUCCUAAUGGGGGUGUUGCCAAGACUCCAGAAGAAGCUUUCCAAGUUGCUAAUGAUUUGAAAACCUCUGAUUUGGUUAUUAAAGCUCAAGCUUUGACUGGUGGUAGAGGUAAAGGUCAUUUCGACACUGGCUUCAAGAGUGGGGUUCACAUGAUCUCUACCCCUGAAGAAGCCAAAUCUAUUGCUACUGAAAUGUUGAACCACAAAUUGAUCACAAAGCAGAGUGGUGAGAAAGGUAAGUUAGUCACUGCUGUUUAUAUUGUGGAAAGAAAAAAUGCUACUAAGGAAACUUAUCUAUCGAUCUUAAUGGAUAGAGUCAAGCAAAUGCCAUUGAUUAUCUCCAGUAGUCAAGGUGGUAUGAACAUUGAAGAAGUUGCCAAGACUCAACCUGAUGCUAUCAAGAAAGUUUAUAUUAAACCAUCUGUUGGUAUAACUCAAGAACAAUCUUUAGAAAUUGCUGAAAGCUUGGGCUUUUCUUCCGCAGAAGCCACUGAGGAAGCUGCUGGGGAAAUUGCCAAGUUGUACAAGAUCUUUAGUGAAACUGAUGCCACUCAAAUUGAAAUUAACCCAUUAAGUGAAGUUAGUAACGAUCCAAACCGUAAAGUCAUGUGUAUGGAUGCCAAAUUUGGUUUUGAUGAUAAUGCUGCAUUUAGACAAAAGACCAUUUAUUCAUGGAAUGAUAUUGAACAUGAUGAAAAUAAAGCCACUACUCUUGCCAAACAAAAGUAUGAUUUGAACUUUGUCAAAUUGAACGGUAACGUUGGUACUCUGGUCAAUGGUGCUGGUCUUGCUAUGGCCACCAUGGAUGUCUUACAAACUUACGGUGGCUCUCCAGCCAAUUUCUUAGAUUGUGGUGGUGGUGCCACUCCAGAAACUAUUGAAAAGGGGUUGGAAUUGAUCACCAACACCGGUAACAAUGUCAAGGCUAUUUUUGUCAACAUCUUUGGUGGUAUUGUCAGAUGUGAUUACGUAGCAAGUGGGUUAGUUAAUGCUUGUAAGAAUUUGAACUUGGAUAUACCAAUUGUGGUUAGAUUACAAGGGACCAAUGUCGAAACUGGUAUUGAAACUUUGAAAAACUCUGGGUUGACUAACUUGUAUCCUUUCUCUGAAUUGGAUCCUGCUGCUGAAAAAGCUGUCUCAUUUACAAAAUAG
Molecule: messenger RNA, 1311 nt
Organism: Henningerozyma blattae CBS 6284
Lineage: Eukaryota; Fungi; Ascomycota; Saccharomycetes; Saccharomycetales; Saccharomycetaceae
Gene: LSC2
Product: succinate--CoA ligase (GDP-forming) subunit beta
Exons: 1
Coding region: 1-1311 (436 amino acids)
Biological process (GO): tricarboxylic acid cycle; succinyl-CoA metabolic process
Cellular component (GO): succinate-CoA ligase complex; mitochondrion
Molecular function (GO): succinate-CoA ligase (ADP-forming) activity; metal ion binding; ATP binding
Source: RefSeq, a predicted model, not a curated record